Molecule: messenger RNA, 3814 nt
Organism: Aegilops tauschii subsp. strangulata
Lineage: Eukaryota; Viridiplantae; Streptophyta; Magnoliopsida; Poales; Poaceae
Product: probable sucrose-phosphate synthase 4
Biological process (GO): sucrose metabolic process
Molecular function (GO): sucrose-phosphate synthase activity; sucrose synthase activity
Source: RefSeq, a predicted model, not a curated record
GCCAGCUUUGCUUCGGGAAGGCUCAAACCACGGCAAUCAUCACCACUCGCUAGCACCGCCACCGAUCCCAAUCCUCGCUCCCUUCCUUCCAGAACCCUCCCCCCUCCGCUCGGACCCCCCCACCCACCUCCGCAUCGCAUCGCAUCUCAUCUCGUCUCGUCUCGUCGCCUGAGGGCGCGCGGGCGGCGCGAUGGUGGGGAACGACUGGAUCAACAGCUACCUGGAGGCCAUCCUGGACGCGGGGGGCGCCGCGGGGGAAAUCUCGGCCGCCUCCGCGGCGCCCGGGGGCUCCGCGGCGGAGAAGAGGCGGGACAAGUCGUCGCUCAUGCUGCGGGAGCGCGGCCGCUUCAACCCGGCGCGCUACUUCGUGGAGGAGGUCAUCUCCGGAUUCGACGAGACCGACCUCUACAAGACCUGGGUCCGCACGUCGGCGAUGAGGAGCCCGCAGGAGCGGAACACGCGGCUGGAGAACAUGUCCUGGAGGAUCUGGAACCUCGCCAGGAAGAAGAAGCAGAUUGAAGGUGAGGAAGCCUCCCGUUCAUCGAAGAAACGUCUUGAGCGUGAGAAGGCCCGUCGAGAUGCUGCUGCUGAUUUGUCUGAGGACCUAUCUGACGGAGAAAAAGGAGAACAUAUUAAUGAAUCAUCUAUUCACGCUGAGAGUACAAGGGGACACAUGCCAAGGAUAGGUUCAACUGAUGCUAUUGAUGUUUGGGCAAAUCAGCACAAAGAUAAAAAACUGUACAUAGUGCUAAUAAGCAUUCAUGGUCUUAUACGUGGUGAGAAUAUGGAGCUUGGGCGUGAUUCAGAUACAGGAGGCCAGGUCAAAUAUGUUGUAGAGCUUGCUAGGGCGUUAGGUGAAACACCUGGAGUAUAUAGAGUGGAUCUGCUGACAAGGCAGAUUUCUGCACCUGAUGUUGAUUGGAGUUAUGGGGAACCUACAGAGAUGCUGAGUCCAAGAAAUUCAGAGAAUCUUGGGGAUGACAUGGGUGAAAGCAGUGGUGCUUAUAUUGUCAGGAUACCAUUUGGGCCAAGAGAAAAGUAUAUCCCUAAAGAGCAGCUCUGGCCCCACAUCCAGGAAUUUGUUGAUGGUGCACUUGUCCAUAUCAUGCAGAUGUCCAAGGUUCUUGGAGAACAAGUUGGCAAUGGCCAGCCAGUAUGGCCUGUUGUUAUCCAUGGACACUAUGCUGAUGCAGGCGAUUCUGCUGCUUUAUUAUCUGGGGCACUCAAUGUGCCAAUGGUCUUCACAGGUCAUUCUCUUGGCAGAGACAAGUUGGAGCAACUUUUAAAGCAAGGUCGUCAAACCAGGGAUGAAAUAGAUGCAACAUACAAGAUAAUGCGUCGGAUUGAGGCUGAGGAACUUUGUCUUGAUGCAUCUGAAAUUGUAAUCACAAGCACUAGGCAAGAGAUAGAUAAACAAUGGGGAUUAUAUAAUGGAUUUGAUGUAAUUAUGGAGAGGAAACUUAGAGCCAGAAUAAAGCGUGGUGUUAGCUGCUAUGGUCGUGAAAUGCCCCGUAUGAUUCCAAUUCCUCCCGGUAUGGAGUUCAGCCAUAUAGUGCCUCAUGAUGUUGAUCUUGAUAGUGAAGAAGCGAAUGAAGUUGGCUCAGAUUCACCAGAUCCACCUGUUUGGGCCGAUAUAAUGCGCUUCUUCUCGAACCCUCGCAAGCCCAUGAUUCUCGCUCUUGCUCGUCCAGAUCCCAAGAAGAACAUCACUACGCUGGUUAAGGCAUUUGGUGAACACCAUGAGCUGAGAAAUUUAGCAAACCUUACAUUGAUCAUGGGUAACCGUGAUGUUAUUGAUGAAAUGUCAAGCACAAAUGGAGCUGUUUUGACAUCAGUACUCAAGUUAAUUGACAAGUAUGAUCUAUAUGGGCAAGUGGCAUACCCCAAGCACCAUAAGCAAUCUGAAGUUCCAGAUAUUUAUCGUUUAGCGGCAAGAACAAAGGGGGUGUUUAUUAACUGUGCUUAUAUUGAACCAUUUGGGCUCACCUUGAUUGAGGCUGCUGCUUAUGGUCUACCUAUGGUUGCUACCCAAAAUGGUGGGCCUGUUGAUAUACACCGGGUUCUUGACAAUGGCAUUCUUGUUGAUCCCCACAAUCAAAAUGAUAUAGCUGAGGCACUUUAUAGACUUGUUUCUGACAAGCAAUUGUGGGCAAAAUGCCGUCAGAAUGGUCUGGAUAAUAUCCAUCGAUUUUCUUGGCCUGAACAUUGCAAGAACUAUUUGUCACGGGUUGGUACGCUCAAGUCUAGACAUCCACAAUGGCAAAAGAGUGAUGAUGCUACUGAAGUUUCUGAAACUGAUUCACCUGGUGACUCUUUGAGGGAUAUUCAUGAUAUAUCACUUAACUUGAAGAUUUCCUUGGACAGUGAAAAAUCAGGCAGCAUGUCAAAAUAUGGAAGGAGUUCAACCAGUGAUAGGAGAAACCUUGAGGAUGCUGUACAAAAAUUUUCAGAAGCUGUUAGUGCUGGCACAAAGGAUGAGUCUGGUGAGAAAGCUGGGGCCACCACAGGCUCCACUAAAUGGCCAUCUCUGCGAAGGAGAAAGCACAUCGUUGUUAUUGCUGUAGAUUCUGUGCAAGAUGCGGACUUGGUUCAGAUUAUCAAAAACAUUUUUCAGGCUUCAAGCAAAGAAAAAUCAUCUGGCGCUCUUGGUUUUGUAUUGUCAACAUCUCGAGCAGCAUCAGAGAUACAUCCUUUGUUAACAUCUGGGGGCAUAGAAAUUACUGAUUUUGAUGCCUUCAUAUGCAGCAGUGGCAGUGAUCUUUGCUAUCCAUCUUCAAAUUCAGAAGACAUGCUUAGCCCUGCCGAGCUUCCGUUUAUGAUCGAUCUUGAUUAUCACUCUCAGAUUCAAUAUCGUUGGGGAGGAGAAGGUUUAAGGAAGACACUGAUUCGUUGGGCGGCAGAAAAGAAUAGCGAGAGUGGACAAGAAGCAGUUGUUGAAGAUGACGAAUGUUCAUCCACUUACUGCAUUUCAUUUAAAGUGAAGAAUACUGAGGCUGUCCCUCCUGUGAAGGAUCUUAGGAAGACAAUGAGAAUUCAAGCAUUGCGCUGUCAUGUAUUGUACAGCCAUGAUGGCAGCAAGUUGAACUUUAUACCUGUUCUAGCAUCACGAUCCCAAGCGCUAAGGUACUUGUAUAUAAGGUGGGGGGUAGAGCUGUCGAACAUGACGGUGGUUGUCGGUGAAAGCGGCGAUACAGAUUAUGAAGGGCUACUCGGAGGCGUGCAGAAGACCAUCAUACUCAAAGGCUCAUUUAAUUCCGCACCAAACCAGCUUCAUGCCGCCAGAAGCUAUUCGCUAGAGGAUGUCGUAUCGUUUGACAAGCCAGGAAUUGCUUCCGUCGACGGUUACGCCCCAGAUAUCCUAAAAUCAGCUCUACAACAAUUUGGUGCCCUGGAGGGCUAGAAUCACCAGCUUUGUCAGAGUCAGCAGAGGAAUAAAGUAGGUGUGUGGAGGCACACUUUUGCUAUGGGGUCGCACACGAGACACGGCAGCCUCUUCCCGUGCCUGGUAUCUGGCAAGGGCGCGACCGUGGCGGCAAUCGAGCACAAGGGUGCAGCUUGCAUGCUCGGUUUACCCCUUCAGAUUUUGCGACCUGCAUUCCAUUUUCAACGCAUGGUGAAAUUGUUCAUAGGUUCCAAAUAAAUCCAGUUAGUUUUGAACUAUGGUCAUAAAGCGUGUGCUGUAGGGAAUGAAGUACCCUGUUGUUUGGAAACCAUAUACCCAACAAUGUGCAUGCAUCACUACAAACAAUUAGCAUCUCCAAGGAUCUGGCGCGAGCAAUCUUUAUUUAGUGGGUUAUGUACAAUUUCCUUGCCA